GUGUUGAAAAACACCCAUUGGAACGAAUGCUAUCCUGUAGUUUGGGGAGUCAAUGGAAUAACUUUCAAACAGUUUCUUUACUGUUUCGUCAACGUCAGGCAACAAUUCAACAACUCGACCACAUUUUCCAACACUAUUCGAACGGAAUUAUGAGCAGUUUCGCGACCAAAGCCAAGGUUGUCUUCGUCCUUGGCGGCCCAGGGGCUGGCAAGGGUACCCAGUGCUCGAGAAUCGCCGAUCGAUUCCGCUUCACGCACCUGUCCACGGGCGAUCUGUUGCGGGAGGAGGGCUCGCGCGAGGGCUCACAGUACGGGACGAUGAUCGAGGAGCACAUGCGCGACGGGAAAAUUCUGCCCGUGGAUGUGACUUGUUCGCUGCUGGAGAAGGCGAUUAAGAGCUCCGGGAACUCGAUGUUCCUCAUCGAUGGCUUUCCCCGCAAUCAGGACAAUCUGGAUGGCUGGAAUCGUCGCAUGUCCUCGAAGGUGGACAUGCAGUUUGUCCUGUUCUUCGAUUGCACUGAGGAGGACUGCGUUAAGCGCUGCCUGAAACGCGGCCUAAACGGCUCCGGGCGCAUCGACGACAAUCUGGAGACUCUGAAGAAGCGCAUUCAGACCUACAACAAGCAUUCGCUGCCCAUCAUCCAAUACUUUCAGGGCACUGGCCAGAUAAAGACCAUCGAUGCGGGCCCCGAUGCCGAUCAGGUGUUCUCCCAGGUGGAGAGCGCUUUCUUGGCCAGCGGUUUUUAGUCGCUUUUGGCCGUUCGAUUAGGCCUUACCUGUACCUAAAAGCAUUUCAAAUUAAAUGGCAGAAACCUAAUGAAAUAAACACUGGGCCACAGUCCAGCAACUUGUUGCCCCAAA
Messenger RNA from Drosophila pseudoobscura, 860 nucleotides. RefSeq names its product UMP-CMP kinase-like. Bases 27 to 746 code for a protein of 239 amino acids. The transcript has a single exon. NCBI's taxonomy places the organism in Eukaryota, Metazoa, Arthropoda, Insecta, Diptera, Drosophilidae. Gene Ontology annotation, biological process: 'de novo' pyrimidine nucleobase biosynthetic process; UDP biosynthetic process; CDP biosynthetic process. Gene Ontology annotation, cellular component: nucleus; cytoplasm. The record is from RefSeq and is a predicted model, not a curated record. Gene Ontology annotation, molecular function: UMP kinase activity; ATP binding.